Arachis stenosperma is the source of this 2146-nucleotide messenger RNA. RefSeq lists its product as uncharacterized. Gene Ontology annotation, molecular function: protein binding. The transcript is spliced from 7 exons. The record is from RefSeq and is a predicted model, not a curated record. The coding region runs from base 25 to 2124 and encodes 699 amino acids. NCBI's taxonomy places the organism in Eukaryota, Viridiplantae, Streptophyta, Magnoliopsida, Fabales, Fabaceae.
UAGGUUAUUUUGACACCAGAAAAAAUGGAGCAGAAUUCUGAGGUUGAAAAUUUGUUUCGUUAUGCCACUAAGGGUCAGAUUAGAGAGGUCUUAGAGGUUUAUGAGAAGAACCAAUUGACAUUAGAAGCAAAGAUCACAAGAGCAGAAGAUACAGUGUUACACAUUGCUGUUUAUGUAGGCCAAACCAAUUUUGUGACAACCCUUUUGGAUAAUAUCACAGAAGAAGUGUGUCUUGCAAUCUUAAAGUUGCAGAACUCAAAGGGAAACACUCCUCUGCAUCUUGCAGCUGAGCUUGGAAAUAUGGAAAUUUGCUACAAUAUAGCUAGAAGGGACCCUACACUCAUUUCUUGGCGCAACUUCCAAGGCGAGACGCCGCUCUUCUUGGCAGCGAUUCAUGGUAAGAAGGAUGCAUUCUUUUGUCUCUAUGGCCACCAACAAAACAAAGAUGACUACUCACUUUGCAGAAAGAACAAUGGAAAUACCAUUCUUCAUUGCACCAUCUCAAGUGAAUAUUUUGGAUUAGCACUUAAAAUAAUUGACUUGUACCCAAACCUUGCGGAUUCUGUAAACCAGGAUGGGUGGUCACCUCUGCAUAUUCUUGCCAUGAAGCCUAAUUGUUUCAAAAGCAGCACCAGGAUGGAGUUUUUAGAUCGUUUUGUCUAUAAUUGUUUGAUUGUUGAUGAUGUCAGCGAGGAAGCAAAUGAAAUACAUAACAAUCGGAGAGAUCAGCAGAAAACUAAGUAUCCAAUGAACUACAAGACAUGCAUGAGCUUUGUGUCUUUGUUUAUGCGUGCAGCUAAAGCUCUGACCUUUGGAAAACAUAGUCAUAAAGCUGAAACUGAUGAUGAAGAGAAUUUCUCAAGAAAAUCCUACAUCAGAUAUGAGAAAGAGAUGACAAAGAAAGAAACGAAAUAUAACCGGUUUCCACCAAAUUGGGAAACCAUUAUCCGGAUUCUAACAGUUACAAUAAAGGCAUUGCUACUUAUCUGUGGUGUAGGAUCAUCUUGGAUAGACAAAAUCCAAAGGAGGAAGGCGAGGCACAUGUGGGCAAAACAAGUGAUGAAUGAACUGAUUCAGCGCGCUUCAUUAUACAAGUACACAUAUAAUGGAGGAACUCCUCAGGGAAAAGGGAAAACAGAUAGUGGUAUGCAGAAUGGAAUUUAUGCAGAAAGGAGAACAGACUCACCUAUAUUGAUUGCAGCAAAAAUGGGAAUAACUGAGAUGGUUGAGAAGAUCUUGGAUAUAUUUCCAGUGGCUAUACAGGAUGUGGAUUCCGAUAACAAGAAUGUUGUUCUUUUGGCUAUAGAGAAUCGGCAGCCCCAUGUGUAUAAUAUGUUGAAUAAGUCUGACAUAACCAAGGAGAGCGCAUUUCGCCAAGUAGACAGCCAGGGUAACAGUGCAUUGCACCUUGCUGCUACAUAUAGAAGCCAUAAGCCUUGGCGUGUCCCUGGUGCUGCAAUGCAAAUGCAGUGGGAAUAUAAAUGGUAUAAGCUUGUUAAGAACUCCAUGCCUCCAAAUUUCUAUGAACGCUACAAUAGGAAGGGGCAAACAGCAAAGCAAGUCUUUGUUAGUACACAUGGGCAACUUGUGAAAGAAGGUGGUAAAUGGCUCACCAAAACUGCAGAAUCAUGCUCAGUGGUUGCAGCACUUGUUGCAACUGUGGCAUUCACAACCUCAACAGCUAUACCAGGUGGUCCUGAUCAAAACACUGGUAUACCACUUCUAAGGGGUAGACCUGCAUUCCACGUCUUUGCUGUAGCAUCACUCAUUGCACUCUGUUCCUCUGUCACAUCCCUUGUUUUGUUUCUCUCAGUACUCACAUCUCGGUUCCAAGAGAAGGAUUUUGUUGUUGAUUUGCCAAGAAAGCUUCUUGUGGGGCUGACAACACUCUUCGCAUCGAUAGCAUCGGUGUUGAUCUCAUUCUGUGCAGGGCAUUACUUCAUCAUUGAAGAUGAACUGAAAUAUGCAGUUUUCCCCAUAUAUGCUGCAACUUGUUUGCCUGUGUCAUUUUUCGCACUAGUCCAACUCCCACUUUACAUUGAUCUGGCUUUGGCUAUGCUUCGGAAGGUUCCUCAGCGCAGCUAUAAGGUGUUGCCUAACUACUUACCUGACCAUCAUCAUUAGCUAAAGAUAUUUAUUUACUUUG